This is a messenger RNA of Aspergillus tanneri, 2037 nucleotides long. RefSeq lists its product as uncharacterized. Gene Ontology annotation, molecular function: protein binding. Gene Ontology annotation, biological process: Golgi to plasma membrane transport. The record is from RefSeq and is a predicted model, not a curated record. Gene Ontology annotation, cellular component: exomer complex. The coding region runs from base 1 to 2037 and encodes 678 amino acids. NCBI's taxonomy places the organism in Eukaryota, Fungi, Ascomycota, Eurotiomycetes, Eurotiales, Aspergillaceae. The transcript is spliced from 7 exons.
AUGGUUGCGCCAGCUGUCCCCGAUUCAAUUCCUUUCAGGAUAUACGAGGAGGAAGAUGUCUUUGCUGCGGUCGAUGCGCGCACUGAGUCAUUGCAGAACUUGCGAGAACUAGGCCCUCCGGACUUGGUUUAUUUGGUCAAACAGCUUAAGACCAACGCCAAUCGCCAGACCGGCGUCUACCACCAUGUCACCGGAAUCGAUGCCUCCUCCUCUGCCAGCCUCGCCGCCUACGUAAAUACGCUUACCUUUUCUCCUCUUGAUAAGACACACAGAGUGGUUUCAGGGAUUUACUGUUGCUACAAUGCAUUCUCCCACCUGGACAUGCGAGUCGAAGUGAAGAUCCCAGGCAGCCUGGAAAGUUACUGCAUAGAUGAACGCGGAGACAAGCGCGUUGCGACGGAAGCACUAUGGCUAGAGACUUUCCUCUGCGGAGUCCUGAGAGCGUAUUCCUAUGCAGACGAUGGCAGCGGAGAUUCGAUCAGGAAGAUUGUCGGAGUUCGUCGUUUCAACCCUGUCACUAACACAGAGAUGGAACACAAGUUCAUGGACGCUGCUGAAAGGCUCUUUUUCCUAGGGAGACAGCUUAGUUCCGACCCGGAGACCCAAGUACCUAACACUGUCAGCAACCAUUUAACAUCGGGCCUUCUGAAGUACAUCUGGACGACAGGGCGCUACACCUCGGGAAUUAAUCUCUUUGAGAAACUUCGCACACGGGAUGUAGAGGUUUCUUCGUUGUUGACUCGGGUUCUCAUGAUGGCUGAUGAGGAAGUACAAGCGGUACGACUGAUGUACGAUGCACUGCAGGACGUCCCAAUGGAUUAUGCUCUGCUUGACAGUCAAGCAGCCUUCUGUCAGGAGAAGGGAGAAGGAGAAAUGGCCCUGGAGUGCGCAAAGCGGGCCGUGACUGCUGCACCCAGCGAGUUCAGCACAUGGGCACGGUUGGGUGAGGUUUACGUGAGCCUCGAACAGUGGGAUUUGGCACUUCUCACGCUCAACUCAUGCCCCAUGUUUACCUACCAGGAUAAGGACACCCCUCGAAUGCCUCAACCAUCCCGUAUCAUGCUUCCUAUUCUUGCGGAAAGCAUGUUGGAUGAAAUCGACGAAGGCCAGCCCCGGCAGGGGGAUCCUCAUGACUACGUCCACCCCUCCCUGCGCAGGUUGCAUGCGGCCACAUAUCAGGGUACCUUCCUGAAAGCCUACAAUCUCCUGACCAAGAUCGCCGCCGCGAUUGGGUGGGACCAACUUCUCAAAAUCCGCAGUGAAGUCUUUGUGAUGGAGGAAGAAUACCGGGUCGAACGCCAACAUUCGGUAUCAAAGCCUGAAUUGUCAAACAGCCCAGUAGAGGCCAAUGGGAACGGAGAGCAUGAAAAUGUCACAAAUGGCCCAGAAGGUGCAGCAACUCCGAACGGAGAGAACAGUGAACAAACCGCGCAUGCAAUCGAGAGACCGGAGCAAACGGUGGCAUCAGCAGUGGUCAAAUCUGGGAAUGACGACCCUGACCCAUCGCACUCAUCCUACGCACAAUUCCGCAAUAAACGCCUGUGCGAAAGGUGGCUCGACAACCUAUUUAUGGUGCUCUACGAGGAUCUCCGCAUCUACACAAUCUGGCGUACGGAGAUGGCACAAUUCCGCCAACAAGCCAUCGAAUACAAGAAGUCCGCCACCGAGUGGGAGAUUCUCGGCGAACUGGCGGAGCGACUGCACCACUUUGAUGAGGCGAUUGAGGCCUACCAGCAGUGCCUAUCGAUCCGGUUCUCACCCAAAGCCAUGCGCGGCCUGUUGAAACUUUACGAAAAGCGCAACGACACAAGAGGAAUGCUCGGUGCUUUGAUCCGUCUCAUUGCCUGGCAAUACCGCUGGUACUCCGAGUUCUCACCCGAAUUGCUCUACAUGAUUCGCAAACUCAUCGAGGACGAAGGCGCCGUCAAGGUGCGCAGUAUAGUUCAGGCAACGAAUCUACCCCAGCCUGUGCUCGACCUCACUCAUCAAUACUGUCAACUGUGUGCAACGUUCCGCAGCAGCGGCAGUGACGGUUAG